UGCGGAAAACGUAACAUGGAGGGGGCUGGGGGGAUAGGAUCCCUUAGGGAGGAGUUUCACCUGAGGAAACUAGGAUUUAAGUAUUCUAACCCCGAACACUUCUAUUCGUGUCAGUGGCGUUGGCCAGCAUGGGUUUAUAUCCUCAUUCGGGUCUUUUUAUCCGUGUACACAAUAGGAGCACUCAUCACCAUUUGGGCAAUGGAACCUAGCUACACAAUUCUGCGUUUCCUAACAAUAUGGACAUACUUCAUGUUAACUCUUCAUUUAAUUGUCGCCGCCAUUAUAGCUAUUUUUCAUCAAUUUCAAAGGUCAAAAACGGAUACCAGCAUCAAGGAGGAACAUGAAUGCGACUAUAAAAGUCGAGAAAAUCUAGGAUACGUGGCCGAGGAAAAUCCCAAACCUACAGAAGACCAAAAUAUAGGAUCAAAAAAGUGUGGGAAUGAGCUGAACGACAACAUCACAUGGUACAUGAAACUGUCAUGGCUGCUCUCUGAUAUAGUACAUGUGUUUUCAAUUAUAGUGACGACCAUCUACUUUGGCGCCAUCUACCCAACUUUAACUGUAACCGAAUCUCAACUCUUUAACGACUUGAACAUGCAUGCGUUCAACACAGUGUUUGUUUUGAUUGACAUCGCAAUCAGCGCACGUCCAGUUCGAUUUCUUCAUUUUCUGUAUCCUAUCAUUUACGGGCUGGUGUAUACUGCGUUCAGUUUAGUGUUGUAUGGGGCUUCCGGGACCGUCAUUUACAAUGUCCUAGAUUACAGCCAGCCUCUAUAUCCCAGUAUUACCGUGCCGGGUUUGUGUUUCAUCGUCAUCCCACUUUUACAGUUGGUCUUCUUUGGCAUUUACUUAUUAAAACAUUAUAUAUUUUGUAAAGUAUAUUUUGAAUGAUUUUCCUUAGUCUUGAAAGAAAUCUUGAUACUGUAGUGUUGUGUCUUAUAAACUUUCGCUUGCAAGUUGUUUUAAUUAAAA
This is a messenger RNA of Saccostrea echinata, 972 nucleotides long. RefSeq names its product protein rolling stone-like. The record is from RefSeq and is a predicted model, not a curated record. The coding region runs from base 16 to 891 and encodes 291 amino acids. The transcript is spliced from 2 exons. Gene Ontology annotation, cellular component: membrane. Lineage: Eukaryota; Metazoa; Mollusca; Bivalvia; Ostreida; Ostreidae.